AUGGCAGACAAAACCAUCAAGACCUUGCAUCCUUUCCUACAAGAGAAUAUCACGAAAGUGUCCUCCGGCGGCACAAUCAAGAGCUUCUCACAUGAUCAAGGGUCAGGGCCUGUCCUCUGUAUGGUCCAUGGCUGGCCUCAAAGCUCAUACAUGUGGCGACAUGUGGUAUCAGACUUGAAGGACAAGACAUCGCUCUUCAUACCAGAACUGCCAGGAUACGGCUUCUCAUCGCUGCCGCCGAAGCAUGACAAGCGCACCGUCGGCAACCUCAUCAUUGAAGCUUUGCAACAAGUGUUUACAAAGGCUCGGCCGAUCAUUUGGUGUGGCCACGAUCGAGGAGGUAGGAUCGGACAUCGACUUAUUGUAGACAACAACCCCUCACACAAAAUCACCUCCGCGAUCAUCAUCGACAUCGUUCCCACCAAAGAACAAUGGGACGUAUUCGCAAACCCAGCUGCAAGUGCUGCCUACUACCAUUGGCCCUUCCUCGCCACACCCACAGCACCUCGAAUGAUUGAGGCCAUGGGCCAUGGAGUAUGGACCAAAAUGAAUCUCGAACGCUCCAAAGGCGCCUCUGAAGCCGGCACAGCCAAAUUCCAAGAACACGAUGCCAUUGAGCAUUACUGCCACCAAUUCACCAGCCCCGAAAGCAUCGAAGGCUCUUGCGGAGAUUACGCAGCUGGCGCUUUCGAGGAUGUCGACGAGCAAAAGAAAGACCAAGCCGCCGGGAAGAAAGUCUCCAUUCCCUUAAUGGUCAUAUGGUCUGCUUCCAACUUGGGCCGAAUGCAUAAUGUUCCACAAGUCUGGUCGCAGUGGGUGGAAAAAGCGGAUGAGGUGCGAUUUGAACCGAUUACAGACGGCUUUGGCCAUUAUUUGCCUGAAGAGUGUCCCGAUCGCGUUCAACCUUUGCUGGUAGAUUGGAUUGAGAAGUAUUCCAAGUAG
Molecule: messenger RNA, 942 nt
Organism: Sphaerulina musiva SO2202
Lineage: Eukaryota; Fungi; Ascomycota; Dothideomycetes; Mycosphaerellales; Mycosphaerellaceae
Product: alpha/beta-hydrolase
Exons: 2
Coding region: 1-942 (313 amino acids)
Molecular function (GO): hydrolase activity
Source: RefSeq, a predicted model, not a curated record